Molecule: messenger RNA, 1861 nt
Organism: Lepisosteus oculatus (spotted gar)
Lineage: Eukaryota; Metazoa; Chordata; Actinopteri; Semionotiformes; Lepisosteidae
Source: RefSeq, a predicted model, not a curated record
CAUGGGUUGGUUUUAUUGCCGACUUUCCUUAUUAGUCUGGGAGCAGGGGGGGUUAAACGAAGGUCACAUUCGAAGUUUGCAAAGUGGAUCCUCUCUUAAAUUCCCUGAAGGUUCAGGUUUAAUUAAGCAAAACUUAUAAAUUCAUGGCAGAUUAAGAGCUGACAGGACAAAUUGAAGAUUCAGAAUGAAUGUUCGGUAUUCCUGGCACCUUGUUCCUCUGGUGUUCUGUUGGCUGGGAGCUGGAGAGGAAACAUGUGAGCUCAGAGCAGACUUCGGGAUGAUAAGAGAGCAUAAAAAGGGGGAUGUUAUUCUUGGAGGGAUGUUUCCUAUUCAUUCCAAAAGUAUCAAUGAGGAAAAGACAUACCAGCAGAAACCAGGAAAGCAACAAUGUAGAGAAUUUAAUUUCAGAGCCUUUCGCUGGAUGCAAGCAAUGAUCUUUUUCAUAGAGGAAGUAAACAGAAACAAGGCUCUCCUGCCCAACAUCACACUUGGCUACAGUCUGUACGACUCGUGUGCUUUAGAACCCCAGGCAGUCAAGGCGACAUUAUCGAUGCUAACUGAACCUGCGCACGAGAGAGAGGAGGGGUGCAGAGACGUACCUUCGGUUCCUGUUGUAAUUGGCAACUCUGGGUCUUCUCUCACUAUUGCAGUCUCAAGAGCACUGCAGCCAUUCAGAGUCCCGUUGGUCAGCUACUUUGCAUCCUGUGCCUGCCUGAGCAACAAACACAACUUCCCCAACAUUUUCCGGACAAUUCCAAGCGAUGUGUACCAGAUGCGGGCCUUGGCUCACCUUAUUCAUCGCUUGGGCUGGACCUGGGUCGGCAUUAUUGCAUCAGACGAUGACUAUGGCUACCUAGGCACUCAAAUUUUGAGUGAGGAAGUGACAAAACUGGGGUCCUGUAUCGCCUACAGACUGGUGAUUCCAAGGGUGCUGUCAGAGAAGAAGACCUUUGAAAUUGUGAAAAAAAUCAAAGAGUCCACAGCAAGAGCUAUUGUGGUGCUUUCCAUUGAGGCUGAAAUAUACCCUUUGAUUGAGGAAAUUGCACACCAGAACAUCACUGACAGACAGUGGGUAGCCGGUGAAGCAUGGGUCACCUCCACCUUAAUCUCUGACAACAAAAACUUUCAUUUCCUGAGAGGCACAAUAGGGUUUGCUCUUCGGAAAGCAGAAAUGCCCCAAUUGAAAGACUUUCUUUUCAAGCUUAGCCCGCUGGAAAAAAACGUUAAUCAGUUUGUGAGAGAGUUUUGGGAAACGCAGUUUAAGUGUUCAUUUAAUGAAACAGGCACCUCUGAGUUUAAUACCUCUGCAACUACAAGGAGGUAUUAUGAUCAAACCUGUACUGGAAGGGAAAAUCUAGAGAAAUCGAAAAGCAUCUAUGGCGAUGUUUCAAACCUGAGGGUGACCUAUAACAUCCACAAAGCUGUGUAUGCUGUAGCCUAUGCUCUUCAUAAACUACAGGCCUGUGAGCAUGGGAAGGGGCCGUUUAUUAACAGAACUUGUGGGGAUAUAUAUAACCUCCAAUCAUGGCAGGUUGCUCACUAUCUAAAAGAAAUUAAUUACACCAACGAAUUCGGUGAUCAGGUGUAUUUAGAUCGCAAUGGUGAGCCAGUGGGAACCUAUGACAUAAUAAACUGGCAGGGAAAUUCUGAUGCCUCCAUUAAAUUUGUGACAGUUGGGCUCUUUGAUGCAUCUCUUCCUCAAGAUCAACAGCUUCUCUUCCAUGAAGAGGAAAUAAUUUGGAGUGGAGGUUCCCAGGUCAGCGUGUACAGAAAGCUGUCCUGUCGGCUACAGAAAAGCUGCCGGUCUUGGACAACCAGUUUGCUGCUACGACUGCGUCCCAUGUGCCGAUGGCACCUUUAG